AUGCAGUUCUCCAACGCUCUUCUCGCUAUCAUUUCAGCCGCUGCCACUGCCCAGGCUGGUUGCUUUACUAGGGGCGACGGCAAUGGUCAAGGUGAUGGUCAUUACGGCCAGGGCUUGAACCAGUACGACAUUCUCUCUUCUGUGGCACCUCUACUGAAGGGACACUACUUGUCCAAUGAAGAACGUCAGCAGUGCGCCAUGGACACUUACCAGAACAAGUGGAAGUUCUACGUCAAGGCAAGUUUUCGAGACUCUCCCCAUUCCGAAUCGGUCCGGAAAACAAUCUUGUCAUUGCUAACAUUUCUGGCCGCCUGCUCACAGAACACCGACGGCAAGCCCAACGAUAUCAGCGAGGAUACUGUAAAGCAGUACCUGCACAACGAAGCUUAUGCCUGCCAAUACGGAGGAAAGUCCACGCAAGAGGGCCACUGGGAGAUUGUCUCCGACCCUAACCCUGGCGAAUGUGUCUCUUCUUCGCCUUCAAGCAAGCGCGAUACUACCGUCCGUGGGUGGAGAGCAUAG
Messenger RNA from Pestalotiopsis fici W106-1, 522 nucleotides. RefSeq lists its product as uncharacterized. The record is from RefSeq and is a predicted model, not a curated record. NCBI's taxonomy places the organism in Eukaryota, Fungi, Ascomycota, Sordariomycetes, Amphisphaeriales, Sporocadaceae. Bases 1 to 522 code for a protein of 173 amino acids. The transcript is spliced from 2 exons.